Messenger RNA from Varanus komodoensis (Komodo dragon), 5578 nucleotides. RefSeq names its product ADAM metallopeptidase with thrombospondin type 1 motif 14 (gene ADAMTS14). The transcript has 21 exons. The record is from RefSeq and is a predicted model, not a curated record. Gene Ontology annotation, biological process: proteolysis; extracellular matrix organization. Bases 1 to 3606 code for a protein of 1201 amino acids. Gene Ontology annotation, cellular component: extracellular matrix. Lineage: Eukaryota; Metazoa; Chordata; Lepidosauria; Squamata; Varanidae. Gene Ontology annotation, molecular function: metalloendopeptidase activity.
AUGCUGUCUUGCCUGGUGCCGCUGCACUGCUGGCUCGCCGCGGGCAGGGGAGCGAGAGCCCAAGAGCUGCUCCUGUCUGGAAAACUAAGUGAAUAUGGUGUGAUUGUGCCCUUCAGUACAGAUUGCCAGGGACGGUUCCUCUCGCACGUGGUGUCUGGCUCAGUCGCAGCUCAGAGGCAGGAAGCUGCCUAUCCUUCUGCACCUCACUCAGGUCGACACAGAGUGGUCCGCAGCACCCCUCUGAAUCGAGACAUGCCUGGGAAUCGUUUGCACUACUUCAAUGUUACUGUUUUUGGGAAAGAACUGCAUCUGCGCCUGAAGCCCAACCGGCGGCUGGUGUCCCCUGGUGCGCUGGCUGAGUGGCAGGAGGAUUUCCAAGAGGUAUUUCAGAAGCCACUGCAGCAGGAAUGCAUCUUCACAGGAGGAGUCUCGGGUAUGCCAGGGGCCACAGUAGCCAUCAGCAAUUGUGAUGGACUGGCAGGUCUGAUUCGGAUAGACAGCGGUGAGUUUUUUAUUGAACCCCUGGAGAGAGGACAGUGGGAGAAGGAAAAGACCGGGCGAGCUCAUGUGGUCUAUCGCAGGUCUACCAUCCACCAGAAGAGAGCAGAAGCAUUCAAGGAUCAUCAUAACGAAGGCUUUAGCCUGGGUCAGCUCCCCAAAACUCUGAACCUGAUUGAAGACCAGUUUGGUGAAGCGGAUCGGAAGCGGCGCCACGCCAAGAAAGAGGACUACAGUAUAGAGGUUCUGCUGGCAGUGGAUGAUUCAGUUGUGCGGUUCCAUGGGAAGGAACAUGUCCAGAAUUAUGUUCUCACCCUCAUGAACAUAGUAGAUGAAAUUUACCAUGAUGAGUCACUGGGUGCUCACAUCAACAUUGUCCUGGUUAGAAUGAUCAUGGUCGGAUACAGACAGUCCAUCAGUUUAAUAGAGCGAGGGAACCCAUCUCGGAGCUUGGAGCAGGUCUGCCGCUGGGCCCAUUCUCAGCAGCGCUCAGAUCCUGAACAUGCUGAAUACCAUGACCAUGCCGUGUUCCUCACCAGGCAAGAUUUUGGUCCCGCAGGUAUGCAAGGAUAUGCGCCUGUCACGGGCAUGUGCCACCCUCUCCGCAGUUGCACCCUCAAUCAUGAAGACGGAUUCUCCUCGGCAUUUGUGGUUGCCCACGAGACCGGACAUGUGUUAGGUAUGGAACAUGAUGGUCAAGGUAACCGAUGCGCUGAUGAAACGAGCAUGGGGAGCAUCAUGGCACCACUGGUGCAGGCUGCCUUCCACCGUUACCACUGGUCCCGAUGUAGCAAGCAAGAGCUGAACCGUUACAUACACUCCUAUGAUUGCCUCUUGGAUGAUCCCUUUGAGCAUGAUUGGCCCAAGUUGCCUGAGCUGCCAGGAAUCAAUUAUUCUAUGGAUGAGCAAUGUCGCUUUGACUUUGGUGUGGGCUACAAAACAUGCACAGCUUUCAGAACCUUUGAUCCUUGCAAGCAGUUGUGGUGCAGCCAUCCAGACAACCCGUACUUCUGUAAAACAAAGAAAGGACCGCCCUUGGAUGGCACUGAGUGUGCGUCAGGCAAGUGGUGUUUCAAGGGUCACUGUAUCUGGAAGACUUCGGAACAACCUUACAGCCAGGAUGGCAGCUGGAGUUCCUGGUCCAAAUUUGGUUCCUGCUCCAGGACUUGUGGGGGUGGGGUACGCUCCCGCAGCAGGAACUGUAACAACCCACCCCCAGCCUAUGGGGGGCGUCAUUGCCCAGGAGCCAUGUAUGAGUACCAGGUCUGUAAUAUGGAUGAGUGCCGGGGCCCCUAUGAGGAUUUCCGUGCCCAGCAAUGCUCCAAGCGGAACUCGUAUUAUACUCACCAAAACACUAAGCACACUUGGCUUCCCUAUGAACACCAUGAUGAUGCCCAGAAGUGCGAGCUGAUUUGCCAGUCUGAGGAAACUGGAGACGUGGUCUUUAUGAAUCAGGUUGUUCAUGAUGGCACCAGGUGCAGCUAUAGAGACCCGUACAGUGUCUGUGUGAGGGGGGAGUGUGUGCAUGUUGGGUGUGACAAAGAAAUUGGCUCUCUGAAGGAGGACGACAAGUGUGGUGUUUGUGGAGGUGACAAUUCCCACUGCCGGACAGUGAAGGGGACUUUAGCCAAAACCCCAAAGCAAUCAGUGGGUGCUUUGAAAAUGUUUGAGAUUCCGGCUGGUGCCAGGCAUGUUCAGAUAGAAGAGAUGGAGCCUGCAUCCCAUACAAUUGCUGUGAAGAACCAAGCUUCUGGCAACUUCAUCUUUAAUCCUAAGGGCAAAAACGCCAAGAGCAGCGUCUUCCUGGAGAUGGGCCUGGAAUGGGAGUACACAGUGGAGAAUGGCAAGGAGAGCUUGAAAACCUGUGGCCCGUUGCACGAAGCCAUCAGUGUUCUGGUCAUCGCACAAGAGGAUGAUUCCAAGAGCAGCUUGAUGUAUAAGUACAUCAUACAUGAAGAUCUUCUUCCAGUCAUUGGAAACAACAAUGUCCUCCUUGAAGAAAUGGACACCUAUGAGUGGGCUCUGAAGAGCUGGUCUCAGUGCUCCAAAGCUUGUGGAGGAGGAAUACAGUACACCAAGUACGGCUGCCGAAGGAAGAGCGAUAACCGAAUGGUGCAUCGGAACUUCUGUGAUAAUGGAAAGAAACCAAAGCCAAUCCGGAGGAGAUGCAACAUGCAGGAGUGCUCUCAGCCAGUCUGGGGGGCUGAGGAGUGGGGUGCCUGCAGCAAGUCUUGUGGCAAGCUGGGCGUCCAGAUCAGAGUGCUGCAGUGCAUCCAACACCUGCAAAAUGGCACGAACAGGACCGUGCAUACCAAGCACUGCACGGGAGACAAGCCGGACACGCGUCGGCCGUGCAGCCGUGUGCCUUGUCCUGCCCAGUGGAGGACGGGGGCCUGGUCCCAGUGCUCCGUCAGCUGUGGAGAAGGCACCCAGCAACGCCAGGUGGUCUGCAAGUCCAGCGAUAACAGUGCUGGUCAUUGCGAGAGCGAGAAACCAGGGACCAGCCAGGUCUGCAAAAUGGCAGCAUGCCUAGAGGAGCCUUGCCUUGGAGACAAGUCCAUAUUCUGCCAGAUGGAAGUCCUGGCUCGCUACUGCUCGAUCCCUGGCUACAACAAGCUCUGCUGUGAAUCCUGUAGCAAAAAGGCCGCCACCAGCCAGCCUUCCACCACCGACCAGGAUGCUCCUGAGACAGGGAUGCCCGGAGGCACUGUGCUUCCCAGCCCCUUUGCACAACGGCCUCCCCAUCCCACUGACGUGGGUCUUUUGCAAAGGAUAAAGGGCACCGCUCCAAAAGAGACAGAGGCGACCCGUGGCUUUCUGGCUACCCUCGCGGGCUCCACUGCCCUUGGCACCUGUCAGUCUCAGAGCAAUCCAGAGCACGGCACGUCAAAGGCAGGGGUGCCAAAGCUCCCCCUCCCUCCCAAGGACCUCCAGGGCAGCCCAGUCUUCCAGUGGCUGCCUGCUGUCUUGGACAGGCCUCUUGCUGGGUUGCAGGAAGGAAGCGAGUCUCCUCCUUUCCCUCAAGACAGGGGGCAACAGAGAAAGGACAACCUGGAGUCGGAACAGUCACCCACCAAUCUCAGGACCUCCUCCCCAGUUGUGACAUGAGUAGGAGUGUCUCCUUCCAGAACCUUCUGUUAUCUCUCUCUCCCUACACAGUUUACAUGGGGCAAAGCCACCAGAUUUCCGGGCCCCAUUCUAAAAAGGAAGUACUACCCAUUUCAAAUGCCACCACGCUCAUUUAACAACAACAGCAGUGUUGCUGUUGUUCUGAGGUACUUCUCUUUUAAAAAGAAUAUUUUAAAAAAAUCAGAGAGGCCAGCAGUUGUGACAACAGCUGUUUUGCUGUUGAAGAAGCCGCUGAGAGUGGCUGAACACGGUGUGCUUGUGCAACCCAGGCUAGGUUACCUCCGAGUGUGGCUUUGAAUCAGCAGGGCUUUUCUUCCAGGGUGCUAACGAGAGUUCCCAAGUAAUAAGGCAAACAGGGCAAAACCCCCAGCCCAAGGACCAUGCCCCCCACCUCCCCUCCUCAGUUUCCAUCCAUUGCUGCUGCUUUUCCAGCCACCCGGAGCAUGGCGGAUUCAAAAACGGUGCUGUGGGCCAUGUGGUCCCGGUUUGCAACUGGUGGGCAGCGUGCGGAGCAUUUCAGGCCAUGUGGACCGAAGCAACUUGUGUAGCAGGGACAAGAGGAAACCUAGGUUAGGAAGGGAGAAAGGUGUGCUUGGAUUGGAGCAUUGGCCCUCUGACUCACAACAGGUCAUCCUUACAUCGCCGAGCUGCUGAAUUCCACAGCUCACAUUUUAAAACACGCCUCUUGAACCGUGUCUGAGCAAUGAGCACCUCUCCUUUGAAAGCCAGUGUUCCGAUCGUGUGGCAGAAAGCUUUUAUUUAGCAUGGCAAUGACAAACAGGGAGAAUGUAAGACCCUGUUCAAGGCUGCCUUGUGGAAUCGGACCAGAGCGCCAUCUGUUCCAGCACUUUGUCUGCUGCAGUGGCCAGCUAGCAGCUUACAAGCAAUGCAGGAGGGCUUUGCCAUUUUAGCAACUGGUAGCCAGAAUAUGUUGCACUUGAAAUGAGAGGACUUGAGGAACAAACCAGGGAAUCAGUGACAGAAACAUGCUGCCAAAUGCCUUUGUGUUUGAAUUAAUGUUAUUGCUGCAAAGACGUUGCGGAGAAUGGCUUUUCCGCCGAAAGCAACCAGGCAAGAAGGAUCCAAAUCCCUCCCGGUGCACUUCAUUUCACAGCAUUGGCAAGUCUGUUUUGGGCUCUGCUUGAAGUGGGACAUGACACUAGUUUUAAUAAAUUGUGCCCACUGCAGGAACUCUGGAGAAGUUAGGUAAUUUAGUCCAGGUGCCUUGAGAAGGGGCUCAGCAGUGGCAUUGAACUACAGUCAGUGGCUUUGACCUUGUCUGAAGAUGCAGGCUUUGUUAUACUGAGGAAGGGAUGUGGGUAAGAGUCAGGGGUUGGGAGAAGGGUAUGAGUUAAAAUGAGGAGUCUCUGUCUUUUGGGGAUGAAGAAUGAGGAAGCCACCAGGCUGGUUUAAUAUUCAAACCCUUUCCUUGACUAACUCCACCCAUUCCAUCUGUGCACGUCAGACUCUUUUUUCAGGGGUUGUGGUUUGCUGGUAUUUUAUGGCAAUCCCCUUUUAUUUUUCUUCUAGACAUGUUUACAUCAAAUGGAACCUAAAGGGCAACCUGCCCUUUCUCAGACUUUGAAAUGCCACAUGUGUAGUCUCAGGGAUCCAGACAGCUUUGUGUAGUGCCCAGUUAACUGCUUUAAUCUCCACUUUGCAAUUUGCUAAUCUGUUUGCUCUUCUUCUUCUUUUGUCUGAGCAUCGCUUCCUUUAUUACUUUGAAAAGACAAGAGUCCUAACAUUUAAUAUCUAGGAAAGCAACAACAACCUAAGAACAUGGGAAAGGUAUCAUGCAACUCUAUUUUUCUAAGGACAAAAGAACCCGGGGCAAAUCUCUGGAAAGUCUUGGCGACAGAUCCAACAGCCACAUGUUUGCAUUCAGGAAAGGAAAUGUGUGUAUUUUUAAAAGUCCAUCUUUAUUGAAUGUCUAUAAAACACAUACAUGAUA